This is a messenger RNA of Mercenaria mercenaria, 1443 nucleotides long. RefSeq names its product cAMP-inducible prespore protein D7-like. The record is from RefSeq and is a predicted model, not a curated record. Lineage: Eukaryota; Metazoa; Mollusca; Bivalvia; Venerida; Veneridae. Bases 595 to 1443 code for a protein of 282 amino acids. The transcript has 3 exons.
AUGCGAUUUUGGUAUCCAUGUUCGGAAAUUGCACGCUAGUUAGAACUAAAAUGGAGGACUAAGAAGAUGGGCGCGUGAUUGUAGGAGUGUUUUGAACACUUUUACGGAUUAAUGUGAGUGAAAGUGUAGUUUUAUUUUAUCCAAGAUUACGGCGCGACAUUCUCUUUUUUCUCAUUCUGACAAAAGAAAAAAUAUGAAUCCCGAGGACGAAAAUAGAAUCCGCCAAAACUGGGAUAUCAUAAAGCAAGAAAUAAAUACGGAUGAUUUUGUGAGGAAAUUUAUCAAUUUAGGAGUAUUCACUCCGGUAGAAGGGCAAGACAUUUUAAAUGGCGGGCCUGGUUCUCUUGAGGGUAAAAGGGCAAACGGUUUCUGGAGAAAGUGAUACAGGGAGGCAAUAAAUGUUACCAGACUCUGUGCAAUAUUCUUUUGGAAAACAGCAACAACCCAAGGUACAAGACACUGGCAAAAGUUCUGGGUAUUGACCAGGAUCGUACUACGGAUUCCGGUAUCUCGGGAUGUGGCUCACAACGACCUGCAACAUCAGUCUCGGUCGCAAGUUCAUUAAGUCUUAACCUUGGUGCAUGCGCAGAAAAUAUGACUGGUGAUCGUGUAGAGCGAAUGGUGUCAGCACGGGCUCCAUGGCGUGAGGAGUUACCAAGACACGAAGAGACAAUGGACUCUACAGAAGAAGGUCAAGAAGAAAACAGACCCAGUACACCUGCUGAUGCGGUACAAAUGGCUGUAAAGAAAGCAAGUGAUAGUAAAAGUGGUAAUGUCGAUAUGGAAACAUUAGAAAAGGAACUAGUUAGAAUUGCCCCCACCAUUGCUGAUCUUUUCAGUAAAAUACAUACUCAGACAACAACAGUUGUCGGUCAAAGUGAUGAAGAACUGAAAAAGAUUAGAGACGAUAAUGACAGAUUAAGAAAAACGAACAGAAGUCUUGUUGAAAAAUUAAAUUCAUUUCAACAAAAGAUCAUUCAACUUCAGCUUGAAAAUAAGAAACUCAGAGAAAUAAGUGACAAUGAAAAAGUUAAGCAAACCCAGCUUGACGAAAAAUCAACAGAGCUAGAGAAAUUAAAAGACAAACUCAUUGAACAGAAACGGGCUCUUGAAGCCAAAGAAAAAGAAUUAGAUUCACAAAUGAAUAAAUUGCAAAACGUUAUCAUCGAUAACGAAGAGCAGAAAUUUAAACUUGCAAAUCUUGAGCAGCUGCAUGAAGAAGGCUUGAGAGAAUACGGAGAACAACAACAACAGAUAGAAGAGCUCCAGAAAGAUAAAGAACAACAGAGGGCACAAAUCCAAGCACUGGAGGACAAACAAAGUAUGAGCGAGCAUAUUGUCAUCGUAUGGAAGAGCGGUUUAAUGUUGGAUAACGUGGGGACCACCAAAAAAGACGAAGACAAGAUUUGGACCGGCCAAGUCGUGGAUGAACGGGAGGAUUGA